This is a messenger RNA of Staurois parvus, 459 nucleotides long. The record is from the annotation of a GenBank genome assembly. Lineage: Eukaryota; Metazoa; Chordata; Amphibia; Anura; Ranidae.
UACCAGGCCGGCUGCUCGGCUCUUCUGUGCAGCAGAACCUGCUCCUCGGUCCUACCUGUUUCUCUGUCUGCAGUCUCUGGUCAUCUCCUGUACUGUGUCCGCAGUCUCUGGUCAUCUCCUGUACUGUGUCCGCGGUCUCUGGUCAUCUCCUGUACUGUGUCCGCAGUCUGUGGUCAUCUCCUGUACUAUGUCCGCAGUCUCUGGUCAUCUCCUGUACUGUGUCCGCGGUCUCUGGUCAUCCCCUGUACUGUGUCCAAGGUCUCUGGUCAUCCCCUGUACUGUGUCCGCGGUCUCUGGUCAUCUCCUGUACUGUGUCCGCGGCCUCUGGUCACCUCCUGUACUGUGUCCGCGGUCUCUGGUCACCUCCUGUACUGUGUCCGCGGUCUCUGGUCACCUCCUGUACUGUGUCCGCGGUCUCUGGUCACCUCCUGUACUGUGUCCGCGGUCUCUGGUCACCUC